This is a messenger RNA of Dentiscutata erythropus, 960 nucleotides long. Lineage: Eukaryota; Fungi; Glomeromycota; Glomeromycetes; Diversisporales; Gigasporaceae. The record is from the annotation of a GenBank genome assembly.
AUGUACGAAGUAAAAGAAGAUCUAGAAAAAUCGACAGCGAUUAUAGAGACUCAGGAAAGAAUCAGAAAAGAAAGAGGAAGACUGGAGGGACAAAUACAUAAAACGGUUGGAACUAAAAUGCAAUAUGAUACUAGCAACACUUACCCAGAUGAAUUUGGAGAAGUUCAAGAUAUAGUUGAUGAAGUUUUUGGACAUCAACCUAUCAAUAACGCUCAACUUCCACAAGCCCUAGAGUUAACGCUGGAAAUUUUAGAAGAUUUUACAAGCAACAAAGAAGAAAUAGAAGAAGCAAAGCUGAUUAUUUACCUAUCUCCAAACAGAAUCAGAAGUGAUUAUGAUGAUCAAGGCAAUGGAGCGAUUGAAGAUAAUGAAAUUAUGAAAAAAGCAAAAAAGUUUAAUACAAAAGUGAAAAAUGUGCUGAACGAAAUCGAAAUUAAAGUACCAAUACUUAUCGAAGACAAUGAAUCUCUGAAAGCUAGGUGUAAUUCCUGGAAAGAGAAAGUCAAAAGGUUCAAAGUUAAUAAAGAAAAAUAUAAAAUUGAUACAUCGGCAUACGAUUAUAAAAGAUUUACUGAUAUAAGCCACUCUAAUGAAACAUAUAAUUACAGAUAUGAUAGAAACAGAUUCGAAGUUGAAAGAGAAAUUAAUGAAGGCUUGACACCUGAUAACGAUAUUUCAUUGAAGAAUAAAGAAUCUACAUGUGAAAGAUAUUCGGUGGAUGAACCUAAAAGGAUGAUCAAGAAUGACAUAAGCAAAAUGGAAAAGAACCUAUACCUAAAUGGUUUAAAUGAGUUUCAACAACCUGCUGAUAUGAAUCAUAAUCUUGAUCACGGUUACAAUAAUGGAAUUAGGAUCAAAUAUGAUAAAACCAAAGCAUUCUUGAAUAAGUUAGUAUGUAGAAUUAGUUCUUACACAUUUGAUCCCGGAAGACUGAGAUUGUUCGUGGAACGAACAAAUUAG